Molecule: messenger RNA, 2010 nt
Organism: Nannospalax galili (Upper Galilee mountains blind mole rat)
Lineage: Eukaryota; Metazoa; Chordata; Mammalia; Rodentia; Spalacidae
Product: transmembrane protease serine 9
Exons: 11
Coding region: 1-2010 (669 amino acids)
Biological process (GO): proteolysis
Molecular function (GO): serine-type endopeptidase activity
Source: RefSeq, a predicted model, not a curated record
AUGGAACUCGUUCUGGCUACCAUCCUAUUCAUCCUCCUUCCUGGAGCCCUUCUGCAGAGUGAGAGCUCCCCAGCUGUGUCCUACAGCCUGUCCCUCAUGAGAGACAGUGGCAUCAAUCUGGAUUCAGUGUGUGGACGUCCUAGGGCAUCAGGCCGCAUCGUGUCGGGGCAGAAUGCCCAGGUGGGCGAGUGGCCUUGGCAGGUUAGCCUGAGGGAAUCUGGGGAACAUGUGUGUGGAGGUUCUCUGAUUGCCGAGGACUGGGUGUUGACAGCUGCCCACUGUUUCAACCAGGACCCGUCUGCCUACACAGUACUGCUGGUCUCCAUCUCCUCCUAUCCUGGGGUCAAUGAGUCUGGGAAAGUGAGUGAGGUGGCUGAGUAUAUCAAGUAUCCAGGCUACUCAGAGAAGGAUGGUAGCGGAGACAUUGCUCUGGUGCGACUGGCUUCAUCCAUCUCCUUUGAUGACCUCAUCCUUCCAGUCUGCCUCCCCAAACCCAGAGACCCCCUGGAUCCUGGCACCUUGUGUUGGGUCACUGGCUGGGGGUACACUGCCAUGAAUCAAAAACUCGUACCACCUUUUAUCCUGCAGGAGCUGGAAGUGCCUCUCAUCGAUGCCCAGACCUGUAAUUCUUACUACCAGGAGAACUCCAUCUCCAGCCAGGAGACCAUCAUACAUGAGGACAUGCUGUGUGCCGGCUUUAAGGAAGGCGGGAAGGACGCCUGUAAUGGUGAUUCUGGAGGUCCCCUGGUCUGUGACAUUAGUGGUGUCUGGACCCAGGCAGGGGUGGUGAGUUGGGGAUCUGGGUGUGCCCAACCCAACAGGCCGGGUGUUUAUGUCAACGUCAGCAUCUACACCUCAUGGAUUGUGAACAGGAUGUGGAACUCAGAUCCAGAUGAAAGAAACUUCUCUCCCAGCCUUUCAGGAACCUCACUCUCUGGCCUGUUGUUCCUGGGACUGCUGGGUAGCAUCCUCAUCUUCCUGGGGUUUGCCAGGGGGUGCCAAGUGGUGGGAGAGGUGGCCAUGGGCGCGCGGGGCAAGACGUUGGUGCUGCUGCUGGUAAUGGUGGCGAUGGCGGUGACACAGUCACCGUUGUUGCAGGAUUCCGAGAAACCGGAACUACAGGAAAUCGACCCAUUGUCAGGGCCCUGUGGCCACCGGACCACCAUUCCCUCACGUGUGGUGGGUGGUGAUGACGCAGUGCUUGGGCGCUGGCCGUGGCAAGGGAGUCUACGCGUAUGGGGCAGCCACAUAUGUGGAGGGACUUUGCUCAACCGUCGCUGGGUACUUACAGCUGCCCACUGCUUCCAAAAGUAUAAUGAUCCUUAUGAAUGGUCAGUCCAGUUUGGUGAGCUGAGUGUCUCACCGUCUCUCUGGAACCUGCAGGCCUACUCCAACCGUUACCAAGUGGAAGACAUCUUUCUGAGCCCCAAGUACCUGGGGCUGUAUCCCUAUGACAUCGCCCUGCUGAGGCUGUCCUCUUCUGUCACCUACAAUAACUACAUCCAACCCAUCUGCCUCCUGAACAACACAUUCAAGUUUGAGAACCGAAAUGACUGCUGGGUGACUGGUUGGGGGGACAUCGGAGAGGAUUCAAGUCUGCCAUCUCCUGAAACUCUCCAGGAAGUACAAGUGGCCAUCAUAAACAACACUAUGUGUAACCACCUAUUCCAAAAGCCAGAUUUCCACCGAAACAUCUGGGGAGACAUGGUUUGUGCCGGCAAUCCUGAAGGUGGCAAGGAUGCCUGCUUUGGUGAUUCAGGAGGACCCUUAGUCUGCGAUCAGGAUACAGUGUGGUAUCAGAUUGGAGUUGUGAGCUGGGGAGUGGGCUGCGGUCGGCCCAACCGGCCUGGUAUCUACACCAACAUCAGUCAGCACUACAGCUGGAUUCGGUUGACCAUGAUGCGCAAUGGUGUGUCCAGGCCUGAUCCAGUCCCACUGCUGCUACUGCUGCUACUCUUUGCUCUAGGCUCCCUGACUGCUGAGGCCUGCCUGAGCCCACCUGACCUGUAA